Messenger RNA from Episyrphus balteatus (marmalade hoverfly), 627 nucleotides. Its product is annotated as UPF0545 protein C22orf39 homolog. The record is from RefSeq and is a predicted model, not a curated record. The transcript is spliced from 2 exons. NCBI's taxonomy places the organism in Eukaryota, Metazoa, Arthropoda, Insecta, Diptera, Syrphidae. Bases 116 to 577 code for a protein of 153 amino acids.
UUGUAUGUCAAAAAAAAAAUAAUAAAAUCAGCUGUUGAAUUGAAAAUAGGUGCGUGCUUUUUGGAAAAAAAGUACUUUUAGAAAAACUCGACUUUAAUCAUAUAACACAAAAAGUAUGUCAAAAAACUCAGAAGAAAUUGAUUCUAACAACAAUAAUAAAGAUCUCAAAGAUGCUUGGGCGAUACGUCCAUGCAAUAUGUACAAGGAAGAAUACAGUGAUUGCACAAGCAUUAAAGCGAGAUUUCACCAAUAUUUUGUUCAUGGAGAAUCAGUUGAUUGCAGUCAAUGGUUGACAGAUUAUGAAAACUGUGUCAGGUACAAGGACUCAAAUUGCAAUGAUAUCAAAGCCGGUGCAGCAGUUGUACAAAGCGAAGAAGAACGUAGACAAAAACGCCUAAAAGCCCAUUAUGCAAACACAACUUGGAAGAAACGUCAGAGUCCACCUGAAGACUGGGCAAAGCCCUUACCAGAGUGGCUUGCAAAAAAGAAUGAAAAUACAUAUUUGGAAGUGAAAGCAAAUGAAAUAGCCGGUGCAAUACCUGAAGCGGCAGAUAGCUCCUACUGUUUGGUUAUGUAGGUAAAAUUGUGGAAAUAAAUUUUAACUUACUAUAGCUUGUUAGCAUUGAA